AUGAAGCAUCUCAAUUACCUCCUCUCCCUCCCAGCCCUCGUCCACUGCGGCGACGUCGUCUGGAAUGGUUUUUUCAACUCUUCCAUAACCGUUGACCAUUUUGACCAGUGGUCAUGGUCCAACCAACUCGAACCCUUCCAGUGGUACAUUCACGGGUCCGGCGCAACAAGUCGCUAUCUCGGUCUGGCGCCAAUGAACAAGAAUCCCGCUGAUGAGAGCGAUGCGCAGGGGAUUCGCAUCACCAUCGACGACACCUCCUCAUGGAACGGCCAGCAAAUGAUGCGUUCCGAACUCAUUCCCCAGACGAGUGAGGAUCUCGGCAGCGGCCAUUUAUUCUAUCACUUUUCGCUCAAGACGAAUAAGAAGAAUGCCCCGAAUCCGAAGUUUGAGCAUCAAAUUGCCUUCUUUGAGAGCCACUUCACCGAACUCCAAUACGGCCAAUCCGGAGGCAGCGACAACACGCUGAAAUGGAACGCAGAUGGGCAAACGCACUGGUCGACAACGCUGCAGCCGCGACAGUGGUAUAACUUUGCGUAUGAGAUUGAUUUCGACGCAAAGACGGUUGGACUGUGGGCGUCGAAUGGGACGGAGGCAUUAACCCAGGUGGUCAAGGGGGUGAGUGCGUCGACCUCGACCAAUUCUGCCGAUUGGCAUGUUGGACAGUUGAGACUGGAUAACGGGGAUAAAGGAGGAAAGGAGGAUUGGUUCUGGUCGGGGGUUUAUGUGGAAAAGGGGCCGGUUACGACGAGUGUUAAAGGGCCUUCUUCUUAG
Aspergillus wentii DTO 134E9 is the source of this 771-nucleotide messenger RNA. RefSeq names its product glycoside hydrolase family 131 protein. NCBI's taxonomy places the organism in Eukaryota, Fungi, Ascomycota, Eurotiomycetes, Eurotiales, Aspergillaceae. The record is from RefSeq and is a predicted model, not a curated record. The transcript is spliced from 4 exons. The coding region runs from base 1 to 771 and encodes 256 amino acids.